AUGGCUUUUUCCUCUUCUCAACAAAUUUCAAUCGCCGUUUCCGCGUGUACGCUCGUCUUGGCUAUACUCUUCGAUCAAAUAGGAAAGAGAAGGAGGAGGAAUAGACUAAAGAAUGAUCAAAAGAAGAAAGUUAAAGAUUGUGGAGCGUUCGUGGAGAUCGUAGACAUCCCGUGUCCUCCGCCGCCGGAGAAACACGUCGUUCGGAAAUUGGCCAAUUUGAAGUUUGUCCUGAAAGAUAUCUUUGAAGUGAGUGGGAGAAAGGGUGAGAACGAUUCGUCGUGCGGGUUCGGGUCGCCAAAGUGGAAAGAGUUUAUGAAAGAAAAGAGGGAAAAUAGCAAUAGCAACGGAAACAACGCCGGCGUGCACAGAGUGAAAAACGCAGCCAUAAUGGAUAUGUUGUUGAAAAACGGCGCUUCCUUGGUCGGCAUCACCCACAUGGACGAGCUCGCCUACUCCAUCGACGGCCAAAAUGAACACUAUGGAACGCCAAUAAAUCCAGCUGCCGAUAAGAGAUUACCGGGUGGUUCGUCCUCAGGAUCGGCAGUCGCUGUUGCAUCGAGACUGAGAGACUGCGAUUUUGGCAUUGGAACUGACAGCGCGGGUUCCGUGCGCGUGCCGGCGGCAUAUUGCGGCGUGUAUGGCUUUCGCCCGUCCCACGGGAUGGUUUCCACGAAGGGAUGUCAAGAUUUUGCCAAGACGUUCGAUACCGUCGGAUGGUUUGCCAAAGGCUCAAAAACAUUGAAAGAUGUCGGUGACGUCCUGUUAAAGCCCGCGGACGAUGAAAAAUACGGCAUCAAAGAACCGAAGCAGUUUGCCAUCCUUACGGAUUUGAUGAAACUGGCUGAUCCGCAAGGUUCAGCGGCAGUAGCUAGUGCUUUGAAAGCGUUCGGAUAUGACGAUAGAUACGCGGGCAAGGUUUCAAAAUUAGAUUUAGGCGAACGAUUGAAAAUGUUAUGUCCGAGUUUACGAACAGAUACGAGUGGUAAGACGGGUUUAGAGUUGAUCAGGGACAAGAUGCACGCCACGAUGGGUUUUGAAAUUCACGAAGCUUUGAAAGAAUUUCUCGCCUUUCUUGAAAAACAGGAUGGCAGCGAUCAAGCUACUGCUACUGCUACUGCUACCAUCUCGAACAAGACGACGACGACGACGACGACGAGUGGUUUAGGAAAAUUCACCGCGCAACGGAUCGAAAAUGCAAAGAAAAUAACCGAGCAGGAUUACGAAAACUUGAUGAAAGUGAGAGGUGAAAUCCGAGAAGUUAUGGAUCAAAUCAUGGAUAACGGAACGGUUUUGAUCUUCCCAACCGUCCCGGGCGUCGCUCCAAUGCGUGAAGGACGCUCGGAAGAAGAAGUUCAAGCGUGGAGGAUGAAAACAUUCCAGUUUUUAGCGAUAGCCUCCUUUUGUGGAUUGCCCCAAGUCGCCAUUCCUUUGCGGUAUCCCGACGCGGAAGGACCGCACUCGGUUUCCCUCCUCGGAGGAUUCCAAACCGAUAAGAUGCUUCUCGAGUGCGCUUUUAGAUAUUCAGCGCAAAUGCAGGAGCACUUCCCGAAUUACGUGAUCACGGAAAUGAUGAAAAGCAAUCCGGCUCCGAAAGUCCCGGGCGAAGAGGAGAAAGUGAAUGGAAACAAAGCGUUUGCGGAAGGCAAAUACGAAGACGCGAUAUCGUGGUACGACAAAGCGCUCGAAAAGAAAAAGUUACCGGCAUAUUACGCUAACAGAGCUUUAGUGUAUCUGAAAAUGGGCAAAAUGGAAGAAGUCGAGAAGGAUUGCACAGAAGCGUUGGAGAUGGACGGUAAAUACGUAAAGGCGUACUUGCGAAGGGCGAAAGCGAGAAUGAUAUUAGGCAGCUUUUUAGAAGCCGCGAUGGAUUACGAGGAAGCUUUAAGGUUAGAGCCGACCAACAGAGAGGCGAGGAGCGAGAUGGCGAACAUGCAAAAGCACUUAGAAAGUGGGGCCAUGGACGCGUCCAUGCCGAAAGACGAUUUGGAAAUAGCUAGAAGUUUCAUUUAA
Molecule: messenger RNA, 2010 nt
Organism: Bathycoccus prasinos
Lineage: Eukaryota; Viridiplantae; Chlorophyta; Mamiellophyceae; Mamiellales; Bathycoccaceae
Product: amidase
Exons: 1
Coding region: 1-2010 (669 amino acids)
Molecular function (GO): protein binding
Source: RefSeq, a predicted model, not a curated record